AUGGAUGAACUUCAAUCCGGGGAGCUCCCCCUGAAGGCGGUUACCAAGGCCGCCCUGGAUAACAUGCCGGCGUGGACUGCCCUCUUCGAGACCUACGCUGCCCACGUCAAGCCCACCCUGCACAUCUACGUGGACGGAUCCUGGGAUGCAGACCGGGGCUUGGGAGGUUUUGCCUUUGCGAUAUUCCUUGAGUUUGCGGGUGUGUGGUCUUUUUUCGGGAUUUGCGGUGACGGCACGCACGGCCAUGAAAAGACCUUGACAUGGAGCGUUGAGGGACCCCAGGCCCUCGUCAACGAGCAGAUCGCCAUGGCCACUGCUCUUUUGUGGGGAGCCACAACACCAUCGUCGCAGCUCAUGGUCACGAUCAGGAACCUGCGCCACUUCGUGGUGGCGAUCUUCGGAAAAGAGCCCUCCUAUGAGCAUGUCACGGCACACCAAGGAGAGCGACUGAAUGAGCUUGUCGAUGUCGCUGCGAAGCAUGUUGCCCGUCAUGGACAGGGCCUUCCCAAACCUCCCGCCAAGGUAUGUCACCUCCUCCUCGCCACUGACCUGACGUGGCUGGCGGCAUCAAUCGACCCGCUGUGGCAAAAAGUACUGCCGGUCAAUACAACCUGUAUCCAGUGGCAGCCACAGGAAGACUUCGGCCCCUCUCCCCUCACCCCGGAGCAGCUCAUACUGACAAAGACCCCUCCCCCUUGCAAAGGGACUUCUGCCGUCGUUGAGGCCAUCUUCGAAGACCAAUUAGACUCGCCCAGCAUCAACAUUGCCUUCCUGCAGGAGACCAAGGCCUCAGAAGGACUUUGUCAGUCAGCCAGGGGCCCUGACGGUAAUGGUCGACCCUGGAUCCCCACGGCAGCCGACAUCAAAACCAUUGUCAGCCAACCCCGUCUGCUGGUGCUCCUGGUACACAAAGAUGCAUACAAGGUCCUCGUCAUCUCGGGCCAUUGCCCUCACGAUGCUCGGUUUGAUGAGGCGCAGGGCUUCAUGCUUGAGCUAGCCAGUGCUGUUGAGCCGUACAAGCGGGCUCACCUCAUUCUUGCUGGCUUUGACCUAAACGGUCGACCCCCCACCAGGGUAACGGGGACUACUGGUACGGUGGAGUACGGCGAGCCGGAUAGGAUUGGGCACUUGGCGGCCCAGGCCUUUGAGGGCCUCGGCAUGUGGUUGCCGUCGACCUUCCCACAGCUGCACUCUGGGCAGCAUGCCACAUACUGCGCCCCGCUGGGAACGCUCCAUCGUAUUGACUUUGUGUCAGUAGGGGGCGCGGCGGUGUACAAAGACGUUGCCAGUGAGGUCAGCACAACCUUCGAUACAGGGGCACAGCUACACCGUCCCAAGUUCGACCUCGACAAGCUCAUGUCUGACGAGGGCAGGCGAACCAUGGCAGAGGAGCUCAAAAAGUUCCAGCACCCUUCCUGGGAAUGCCACCCGGACCUUCACUGUCAGCAGAUCCAGGACCACGUCACGGACAUCAUGACGAGGUGCUUCCCUCUGCCCGAGCGCCGACCCCGGGCCAGCUUCAUCCCCCAGGACACAUGGAAGCUACGGGACCGCAAGUUGAGUCUCAAACGAUGUGCCAGACAUCGGCGAUGCCUGUGGACGGACCUACUACAUCGAGCUUUCCUACAGUGGAGCCAGACCGCGGACUAUGCGGUGGAAGCCUUGGUUGCGAAGGAGGGCCUCCUCUACCAGCUCUCCGCGAUGGCAAUCAGCUUCGCCACACACAGGAUCAAAACCCAGAUCCAGGAGGGAAAAAGCCAAUUCCUCCUUGACCUUGCGGGCGAUCCGGGACGCCCAGCGGGGACUAUUUUGCGACAGGCCAAAGCUGCCGGAGCUGGAGGAUCUAAAGCCCGUCCUGUGGCCAGGCCCUUGCCACAGCUCCGCUUCAAGGACGGGAUGAUUGCUGGCACUCGUCAGGACCGUGGUGACCUGUGGACCGAGCACUUCGGUGCUCAAGAACUGGGCAGCCUCAUCGACACGGCCGCGUACCUCGCCCAGCCUCAACUCCCGCCACAUCAAGAUGUGCUCCUUGAAUGGCAGCAAGAUCAUGUCCCCAGCAUUGUCGAAUUGGAGACGGCUUUCCGGGCUGCUCCCCGAAGGAAGUCGCCGGGACUCGACAACAUAUGUGGGGAAAUGCUCCUCGCCGCCCCGGCUGAGCCGGCGAAGAUGUGGUGGCCCCUCUUCAUCAAAGCCACUACACGGAUAUGCCAACCGGUGCAGUGGCGAGGAGACAUUUUGCACGAGGCCUACAAGAGGAGCGGAUGCAGUUGGGACCCACAGUUCUUUCGGUCCCUCUUCGUGUCUUCCACAGUGGGAAAGUGCUUUCACAAGGUGUUUCACACUAAAUCCCAGCAGGCCCUCGACGAAGCCUUCCACAGUUUCCACUUGGGAGCUCGCAAAAACUGCCCGGUCACGCUCCCGGCUUUGUACAUUGUCGGACAUGCGCGCCGAGGACGAGAACUCCGACGUUCGAUCGCCACCCUCUACUUGGACACUGAGGCGGCCUACUACAGAGUCAUCAGGCAGCUCGCCUUCGGCAACCUCACCUGCGACGACGAGGUCAUCAGGGUGUUCCAACAUUUCGGCUUGGAGCCAGAGGAGAUGGCUGACAUGAUGCAGCAGAUCACCACGGGAGGCAUGGCUGCUGACACCAAGCUACCUCCGACUACCCGCCACAACAUCAAGGACUUUCACAACAGGGCCUGGUUCGUCACAGCUUGUGCGAACGGACUGCGAUGCCUUGUCAAGUUCUAA
Molecule: messenger RNA, 2754 nt
Organism: Symbiodinium sp. CCMP2592
Lineage: Eukaryota; Dinophyceae; Suessiales; Symbiodiniaceae
Source: the annotation of a GenBank genome assembly